CGCGGCCCAUGUUGUGUCCAGAACUCCAGAUCGCCCUCUGCUAUGGCCACAACUGAGCUUCCUCAGCCGGCACCCCGAACAACCAGCACCGAAAGCGCCCUUUCCCCAAACGACGACCAAGAUGAUAAUACCAGACUCCGGUCUCGAUCGCCGCAUCCGUACCGUCGCCAGAACUUUGAGCUCCUCGAGCCAUCAGAUCGCCUAGUGCGACGCCCAAAUAAUGGCGACGACGACGCUCGUGCGCCAAUCCAUGCAUCUCCCUCCUUCGCCAGAGAUUCAACACCGGCCAGCGAGAGCGGGACCGACGCCGACGAUGAGCACUUCCUUAAGGGCCUUCCCGCGCCGAAAGCGAGGCUCCACAAGGGCUUACGCGGCAAGAACGAACCGCUCUCGGGCACGUCCACACCCAUGCUCUCGUCGGCCGUCCUCGAAGAGGAGGGUCGGAAAACACAGCUGAAUCCGAAUUUGAAUUAUGGCCGCGGCCUGCUCGAACGCGACAAGAGGCGCACAACUGAGGGCCCUCGCCGGCGCAAGGAGUUGGUUCGAAGGGCGACUGAAGUCUUCCUCCUCGUCUGCCAGGGAGCAUACCCCCUGAGGCUGGUUAUCUGGGCUUAUCGUCGUCGUGGGAAACCGUCCAGGCGCAUCCCGAUCCGGAUCCCUUCCAGCUUUGAUCCGGCGCCGCUCCUCUACCCUCCUCUGGUGCCAAUCUUCGUGUCUUUCCUUAUUGCCCAAAACGUCAAGGGUGUUGUGCGACCAACCGCCGUGCUGAGCAUAUGCGCCCUGCCAAGGGCCCUGAUACCCGGUGCACGAUACUGGGAGUACUAUAGCUGCUCCCACUGGUUGUUGUCGUGCAUCCCGUUCAUACUGGAUCCGCAUUCGCAUACAAAGGGCUCCACUGGGUCCGACGAGAUACCUCCCGAGGUGCUGAUCUUGCUUUACCCAUUACACCAGACACUCUGUCUUAUCUUACAACAGCUCACGACGACCAGUCUCUUAGUUUCCGAGCUGCAAUUGCUCUCAGUGGGGCUCAUUGAGCUAUUCCUGCUAGCUCGCUCUCCGCAGGCCGUUAUUCUGAAGGCGCUUCUCUGGGGUGGCGGUGUCGGGCUCAUCGUUUCCUGUGGUCAAGUCAUCCGAUGGGGCAUCGCUCUAGCUCGUGUUCCGAAGUGGCGAUUCCGGCGGGUCCCACCUUCGACAAAGAGCACAUCUGGCUUGCGAAUGCUGAGACAGCUCUUUCCCAAGUGGCCGAGGUCUGACUCUGGGGCAAGCUACGGCAGCGCCCUUAGCGACUCGGGGCACUCCACAGACGAAUGUCUUGACGGGCCGGUAUUUGCUGCGACUUUUCCUCAACGCCCAGCAAGUGCUACAAGAGCCGACAGCAUAAGCGAUACCGAAGCGGUGCCAGCCGUGGUCCGACUGAACUUGGCAGAGCCACUGCCACAAGAAUCACCAGUCCGAAGACACACCCUGCCCACCAGCACCGCCCUUGGCAACCAAAUCAGCCGCUCCAAGACGCACACCCCCUCCGGCCGCCGUAGGCGUGCUGUCUCGUCCACCAUCCGGGCGUUCUUCUCCCUCACCCAACCGCAAGCCACCCUCCGGAAGUGGCUCUACGCGUUCUACGUCUACCUGUGUAUCCUCGCUGUCAUCUUCCUCGGCAUCCGCCCCUACGUCCAACAGCACGCCCUGCAGGGCCACGAGCCUGUCGGCUGGGCGCUAGGCUAUUUGUUCGGCGACCUUUCGCGAUUCCGAUUUGAAGUUGUAAAGGCCAACCUAGAGCGAUGGAUCUGCCUCCCGCCCCGCGCCACCGACCCGGCUGAAUGUGGGGCCAACGGGUUCGGAUGGGUGGAACAAGCCCGCCUCUCACCUCCUCUGGGCGCAGCCAACACCCGCCUGGCCCUAUCAGGCUACUGGCUCGCGAUUUUGACGACGGGGCUCGCCAUCGUCCUGCGCCUCUCCCCCGUGUACGAGGUCGACACGCGCCGCAAGGUGUUCCACUUCAUGAUGGUCGCCAUGUUGCUCCCUACCGUCUACGUCGACCCGGCCUACGCCGCUCUCGCCCUGGCCCUCGUGCUCGCCAUCUUCCUCCUCGUCGACCUCCUCCGCGCCUCCCAGCUCCCACCCUUGUCCCGCCCCAUCGCCAACUUUCUAACCCCUUACGUCGACGGCAGGGACCUGCGCGGGCCCGUCGUCGUCUCCCACAUCUUUCUGCUCAUCGGCUGCGCUAUCCCCCUGUGGCUUGGUCUCGCCUCCCUCCCGAGGACCCCAACGACAACGAACAGGUAUGACGUCGGCUGGGAGGUACCCUCGCGCGAGGUCAGUCUGGUGUCGGGCGUCGUGUGCGUCGGCCUCGGUGACGCUGCCGCGUCGCUCAUUGGCCGCCGGUGGGGCCACCGCAAGUGGAUGUGGGGCGGCGGCAAGAGCGUCGAGGGCAGCCUUGCCUUCGCCGUCGCCGUGUGGGGAGGGCUCAUGCUCGCCGCCGCGUGGCUAAGGGUUGGCGGGUGGGUUCCUACUGCAGGUACUGCUACUGGGGAAGGUGGAGUGUCUGGGUCGGGCAUGGACUGCCUCAUGAGUGUGCUCGACUGGCGGCGGUUGGUUGAGUGGGCGGGCCCGGAAGCCCGCAAGAGCGCCGUGUGCGCGUCGCUGGCGUCGCUGACUGAGGCGGUGCUGACGGGCGGUAAUGAUAAUGUUAUUGUGCCGGUGGUGCUUUGGGCGUGUGUCAAGAGCAUGGCGGUGUGA
Messenger RNA from Canariomyces notabilis, 2736 nucleotides. RefSeq lists its product as uncharacterized. The transcript is spliced from 2 exons. Gene Ontology annotation, molecular function: dolichol kinase activity. Gene Ontology annotation, biological process: dolichyl monophosphate biosynthetic process. Lineage: Eukaryota; Fungi; Ascomycota; Sordariomycetes; Sordariales; Chaetomiaceae. Bases 43 to 2736 code for a protein of 897 amino acids. The record is from RefSeq and is a predicted model, not a curated record. Gene Ontology annotation, cellular component: endoplasmic reticulum membrane.